AUGAAUAAAGAAAGAGAUAGAUUACCACCAACUUUAUCAAAUUAUAAAAAAUUAUUUACAGAAUCAGAAAGGAAUGGUCUAAGUAAAAGAUAUAAAAAAGUUGAUAUAGGGCCAACCUUAACAUUAUCAUUACAAAAACCAAUUUUAAAUUUAGAUCAUUCAAAUAUUUUCGAACAUUCAUUCCAUUGUUAUAAUCAAUUUUUAAAUCAAAUAACACCAUUAAUACAUUCUGUUUGUGUUUCAACUGAAAAUCAAGAUUCAAAAUUAACAAGAAAAAUAUUACAUGAUAUCCUAACAUUAAUCUCAACAAGUUGUUCUGAAAUUAGUAUCUUUAAAGAAAAAAUAAAUGAAUUAAAAGGGAAUAAUAAUAUUAAUAAUAAUAAUAAUAAAAUUGAAAAUGGUAAAGAUAAUAAACAAGAAAUAAAGAAAGAAAGAUUAGAGAUGAAAUUCAUCGAAAAAACUGAAAUAAAUGAAAAUAAAGAGGGUGAGAAAAUAGAUACACAACAACCACAACCACAACAACAACAACCACAACAACAACAACAACAACAACAACAACAACAACAACAACAACAACAACAACAACAACAACAACAGGUACAAGCUCAAUUAACAAAAAAAGAGAAGAAACAACAAAAGAGAUUAGAAAAGAAAGAAAUUAAAGAGAAAAUUUUACAACUUCAACAAAGAGAAAUUUUAAAUAUUCAAGAAGAAAUUAAAAAUUUAGAAGAAAUAGGUUGUGAAGAGAAUGGGUUAUCAAACUCUACAGCUUCUAUUAUUUCAACAACUUCAAAUACAUCCACAGCAACAUCUUCAUCAACAACAACAACUGCUGCAGUAACUACAAUUACAUCAUUAAAAACCAAACAACAAGAAAGAGCUGAAAAAAGGAAAUUAGCAAAACAAGAGAAAAAGAAACAACAACAACAACAACAACAACAACAACAAAAACAACAACAACAAACUAUUAAAGAUGGAAAUAAUAAUGGUGAUGUAAAAAAUAAUGAAAAUAUUGAAGAAAAAGAAGACGAAGAAAAAGAAGAACAAGAACAAGAGGAGGAGAAAGAAGAAGAAGAAUAUGUUGAAGAAGAAGAGGAAGUUAUAGAUAAUAUUAACAAAGAAAAAGAUGGUGAAGAAAUUUCAAAAAAAUUUGAAAAACUAAGUUUAAAACAAAAAAAACAAAAAAAGAAUCUGGUUGUUAAGGAAUCAACAACGACUUCAACCACAACAACAACUACUACCACUACAACCACAACAUCAAAUAGUGAUGGUAUAAUUGAAAUUGGAUUUGAAAAUGGAGCAAAUGUAACUAAUGAAUCAAUAUCGACAGUAGAAUCAUUAAUUCAAUUUGAAAAGAAUAUAAAAUUACAAUUUCUUAAAAAGAUUGAUGAUGUAAAAAUAAUGGAAAAGAAUUUGAAAAGGUUAUCAAACAAAGUUCAUAGAAUGAAGAAAAGCUCAAAAAAAGAUGAAAUUGAAACACAAAAACAAUUGGUUAUUAAACAAUCUGAUCACAUUAAACAAUUCUAUUUUAGGUUAUCAGAUUUCUUAAAAUCAUUUUCAACUUCGAUUUUAUCAUUAGAACCAACAACAACAACAACAACAACAACAACUUUAAAUCCAUCCUCAACUUCGAUUUUAUCAUUAGAACCAACAACAACAACAACAACAACAACAACAACUUUAAAUCCCUCUUCAACUUCUUUAAAUUCAAUUCUUUUAUCUUUACAUAAAGAGGUUAAAUGUACUAGUGAUAAUAGAUUUAAAUCAUUUGAUGAUUUAGCAAGAAUCUUAACAAGAUCAAUUAGUGGUAUUAGAUUAUUUUUAUUUGGUUCCUCGGUUAAUAGUAUGGCUUUAAAAAAUAGUGAUAUUGAUGUUUGUGCUAAUUUAAAAAGGAAUGAUGAAAAAUUAAUUUUUAUAAUUUCUUCAAUUUUAAAAAAGAAUGGAUAUGAAAAUAUUGUUACAAUUAGUCAAUCAAGAGUACCAUUAAUUAAAUUUUUUGAUGCAAAAUAUGAUAUUCAUAUUGAUUUAUGUAUAAAUAAUCUUUUAGCAAUUGAAAAUUCCAGGUUGAUAAAAUCAUAUUCAAGUAUAGAUAGUAGAAUGGAGCCAUUGUUUAUGUUAAUUAAGACAUGGGCAAAAUCAAAGGGUUUAAAUGAUGCAGCUGAAAAGAGUUUAUCAUCCUAUUCAUAUGCAAAUUUGACUGUUUUCUUCCUACAAACUAGACAACCACCAGUACUACCAUGUCUUCAUAAAGGUAUGAGUCCAAAAACAAAAGAAGUCCUUGUUGAAAAUGUAAAUGUAUCUUAUUUGGAUCCAACCAUUUUCUUAAAUAGUAGUAAUAAUGGUAAUAAUAAUAAUGCAAAUGGAAAUUAUGGUUUCAAAUUAAAUCAAAACAAAGAAUCUGUUGCAGAAUUGUUAUUUGGAUUCUUUGAUUUCUAUUCGAAAUUUGAUUUCGAAAAUUGGAUCAUUGAUAUUAGAAGAGGUGAAGCUGUUCAAUUGAAAUCUCGUAAAGAAAUUAAUUCAACACCUGCAAAUAUUUACAUUCAAGACCCAUUCAUUUUCGAUUUCAAUCCAAGUAAAUCCCUAAGUGAAAAGAAUUUUAUAAAAUUCAAUACAGAAGUUCGUAAAGCAGCCUUCCUUCUAUCAAAAGGUGUUGAACUCUAUGGUAUUAGGGAUUUAAUUAUGGGUGAUUCUGUUUUAUCUUUAUCAAGUAAAUUAAAAUCUUUUGAAUUACAAGAAAGAUUGAUAAAACAAAAUCCUCAAUAA
Molecule: messenger RNA, 2763 nt
Organism: Dictyostelium discoideum AX4
Lineage: Eukaryota; Evosea; Eumycetozoa; Dictyosteliales; Dictyosteliaceae
Exons: 2
Coding region: 1-2763 (920 amino acids)
Source: RefSeq, a predicted model, not a curated record